CCCUCUCUCUCUCUCUCUCUAAAAUGGUGAAGAAGCAGAACAAAGCCUGGCUUGUCUUCGUCUUCCUGCAAUUCCAUCUAUCCCCUUUUCUUGCUUACGAGUACAGAACUGAUGCACUCCGCACCCGAACUCCAAGUCCCUCGAACGCAUACUUGGCCCUGCAGUCAUGGAAGUCUGCAAUAAUCAGUGACCCUUUCGGCGUCACAACAACAUGGGUAGGCCCAAACGUCUGCACCUACAAAGGAGUCUUCUGCUCAUCCUCAAUCCCCAUGGCCUCUGACCAAGUUGUUUUCAGCAUUGAUCUGAACCAUGCCCAACUUGGGGGCACCUUGGUGCAGGAGCUCUCCUACCUCGCAGACCUCUCAAUCCUCCACCUCAACUCCAACAACUUCUCCGGCUCAAUCCCGGACACCUUCUCUGAUUUGAUCAACCUCACGGAACUGGAUCUCAGCAACAAUCAAUUUUCAGGCCCUUUCCCCUCUGUUGUCCUCAGACUCCCCAGGUUGGUCUUCCUAGAUUUGAGGUAUAAUCGAUUUUCUGGGGCCAUUCCUUAUGAACUGUUCGCUCUUGGUCUUGAUGCAAUCUUUCUCAACGACAAUGAGUUCGCUGGUCAGAUACCAAUGAGUUUGGGGAGCUCAUUUGCUUCUGUCAUCAAUCUUGCCAACAACAAUUUCAGUGGCAGCCUGCCCACCAAUUUCGGCUACAUAGGUUCAAGGCUCAGGGAGAUUCUGUUCUUCAACAAUGAGUUCACAGGGUGCAUACCAGAAGGAGUUGGGCUUUUCACACAGAUGGUGGUCUUAGAUUUGAGCUUCAACUCAUUGAGGGGAGAGCUGCCCAGCUCACUGGCUUGUCUCUCUGGGAUUGAGGUGCUCAAUGUUGCCCACAAUGAGUUCUUUGGAUUUCUCCCUGAUGUUCUUUGCUCGAUCAAGAGCUUGUUCAACCUCACUGUCUCCUACAAUUUCUUCUCUGGGGUUAGCCAGGAGUGCUCGAGAUUGGGGUACAGGAAUGUGGGGUUUGAUGUGACUGGGAACUGCAUCUCGGGAAGGAAGAUGCAGAGGCCACUGCCGGAGUGUGCCGGAUUCGAGGGAGAGUUUUCCUGCAUCAGGGUUCCGUCAGCCGACCUUCCUCCGUCACUUUGCAGGGCGCUUGUGCAAGAGAACUUUAUGAAUCCAGGCACAGACCUGCCUCCUUACUUUUCCUCUCCAUGAUAGCUCAAGCUGUUGUGCACCAAUAAAGUACUUUUUUUUUUUGUUUUU
Molecule: messenger RNA, 1256 nt
Organism: Nymphaea colorata (pocket water lily)
Lineage: Eukaryota; Viridiplantae; Streptophyta; Magnoliopsida; Nymphaeales; Nymphaeaceae
Product: leucine-rich repeat extensin-like protein 4
Exons: 1
Coding region: 24-1208 (394 amino acids)
Molecular function (GO): protein binding
Source: RefSeq, a predicted model, not a curated record